AUGAAAGCAAAUUGUACCUGUACUCUUGUCCGUGGCAUCCAUAAUAUUAUAAUAGACACCAUGACACCCUGGGAUUCCAAUAAAAUAAUAUCUUCAUUAAAAAAGGAAAACAUCAGUGCAGAUGAUAUAAAUUAUGUUGUGUCAACACAUGGUCAUUCUGAUCAUCUUGGGAACAAUCAUCUUUUUCUUAAAGCGAAGCAUAUAGUCGGUUUUAGCAUAUCCUAUGAAGAUAGUUAUUAUAAUUAUCCAUUUGAUAAAGGUGAGGAAUACAUAAUAAAUGAUUAUGUAAAAAUAAUACCAACACCUGGGCAUACACUCACGGACGUUACUGUUUUAGCAGUUAAUGCAGAGAAAGAAACGGUUGCUAUAACAGGUGAUCUUUUUGAAAAGUUUGAAGAUAUAGAAGACCAAAACAUAUGGCUGGAUGCUGGCAGUGAAGACCCAAUUCAACAAAGAAAGAAUAGGUCCAAGAUUGCCAAUUUAGCUGAUUGGAUUGUACCAGGACAUGGACCAAAAUUUAAAGUUACUAAUAAAAUAAGACAGUGUCUUGAUACACAGUGUGAUAAU
This is a messenger RNA of Brenthis ino (lesser marbled fritillary), 567 nucleotides long. The record is from the annotation of a GenBank genome assembly. Lineage: Eukaryota; Metazoa; Arthropoda; Insecta; Lepidoptera; Nymphalidae.